AUGAAGUUCAACAUUGCAACCGUAUCUUUAAUUCUCCUCGCUGCCAGCUCUUUGGCUGUUCCAACUCCAAAUGACGCUAAGGAUUUAGAAGGAAAAGCAAAAGAAGACAACACCAAAGCGAAAAAGGUUACUGAUAAACAGAAAGCAAAUGAAAAGACCAAGAAAAAUGUUGAAAAGAAUCAUAAACAC
This is a messenger RNA of Dentiscutata erythropus, 189 nucleotides long. NCBI's taxonomy places the organism in Eukaryota, Fungi, Glomeromycota, Glomeromycetes, Diversisporales, Gigasporaceae. The record is from the annotation of a GenBank genome assembly.